ACAGACUGCGAAAACAAGAUGGACCCGAGUGGGGGUCGGUAUCCUGCUAUCAUGAGCCUACCAUAUUCUGUUUUGGGGAAGCUGGCGGGUAUUCUGGACGGUGCCGCCGUCCAUAACUGGAAGACGCUCGUCGAACAGUUACCUGAGUAUACUCAGAGCGACGCCAUACUGUUCGCCACAGAGCAGCAGCAGGGACGCAGCCCCACCAUGGCAAUCAUGUCAGAGCUUGACAGCAGAGGGUGGUCUGUUGUUGAUCUAGCUCAGCUGGCUCACAAGGCUCGACUGGGAAUCGUUGUGGAUAUCAUCAAGGAGCACUGUAGAGCCCAGGGCUGGUCUCUUCCUCUCCCUCCUCCCUCAACCCUCCAUUCUGCCAGGGAGUGCAAGCGAAGGCCUUCCUCUCCACCUAAACCCACUCCUCCAACCACACCCACCGCACGCAAAGAGGCUCUGGAAAAGUAUAAUUCAGCGUUUGCCUCCACUCCAGAAGAGGCUGAAUCUCUGGAAGUGUCUGCUGUUCCCUACCAGACCAUUCUCGCUGCCACUGCUGACUUCUCUCCUCGCCCUCUUGCUGAAGGUGGCCACAAACUGGGAGAGGGAGGGUCAGGAGAGGUGUUCCACUGCUCUCUCUCCAUUUCUGGUAGCCAGGAGAGAAUUGAGAUUGCAGUGAAAGUUCUGCGGAGAGAUCCAGAGGGGAGUGAGCGAGCCAUGUGGCACAGUCAGUUCCUGGCAGAAAUGCAAGCCCUCUCGGGACUCCGCCAUCCACAUCUUCUGCCUGUCCUGGGGUUCAGCUGUGAUGGACCUCGGCAGUGCAUUCUUUACCCCUACCUGCCAAGAGGGUGUCUUCUUCCCUACCUUCCUCACCCCGACUCCCUUACUCCUCCCAGACGACUGAGAGUUGCCUGUCAGGUGGCCAGUGCACUCCAGUUCCUCCACACUGGCUGUCAGAAGGUCUUCAUUCACAGAGAUGUCAAAAGUGCCAACAUCUUGCUAGCAGAAGACUGGACUGCUAGUCUAGGCGACUAUGGAGUACUGAGGGCCCAGCCCUCCUCUGCUACUAUGGUAACCACCACAGUGGCUGGGACGACAGAGUAUAUGGAUCUUGACUACCUGCGAGGGGGUGUGGUUUCAGCAAAGACAGAUGUGUACUCAUUUGGAGUGGUCCUGUUUGAGCUGUUGCUAGGGACAGCAGCAGCUGGACCAGUCUGUUACCAUGGAAAUAUUGAGAACACAGACAUUAUAUCAUUUAUAGAGGGAUUUGAGGGUGACGUGUGCAGCAUAUUGAUUGGUCAGUGGCCAGAGGGUGUUGGUCAGGCCUUGUGGCAUCUGGCUGAGCAGUGUCUUGAGGAGAGAACUGUUCGUCCUACUUCAACAGAGGUGCUCGCAGUGCUUCAAGCCCUCAAACAUUCAUAGCAACUAUAUACCCAUUUUUGGAUCAUUAUUUUAAAAACCAA
Molecule: messenger RNA, 1451 nt
Organism: Geodia barretti
Lineage: Eukaryota; Metazoa; Porifera; Demospongiae; Tetractinellida; Geodiidae
Source: the annotation of a GenBank genome assembly